AAGAUUUUGAAGAUAAACAUCAGAACAAAUGAUAAUUCCAUAUCAAUAAGUGAAUCAAGCAAAAAAAUAUGGAAUCAAGAUUAUUUUCCUUUGACAUUUCCCAAACUACUCCAGCCAGGUAGAAAAAAGAGAUCAAGACCUUCAGAAUCACAAAUCACAGUUCCUAAACAUGACAAAAGAAAAUUAGAGGAAAUUCAGAAGCCAGCUCAUAUAAGGAUAAGGCAUUCUUCAAAAAAAAUUUCCCAAAGGCCAUCUGUUUACUUAACAGUUAGGAGACAGGCUCAGUUCAGAAAUCCUUAUACUCUUAAAGCUUAUCCUGAAAAUGGAGAAUCUAAGAAGUCCAGAGAUGACAAAAAAGGAGGAACUUUACAGAGAAAUGCCAAGGAGAACAAAAGCCCACAUGACACAACUACAGAUUGUAAAACAGUAAAUGAUGAGAAACCUAGAAAAGGAAAUAAAGCAGUUAAAACUCCAUCAAAAGUAUCAUGUGAACUAUCUAAGAAGUCAAAGUCCAAAUUAGCAAUAAACCCAGAAUCCAAUGAUUUUGAGGCAAUAUCAAUGUAUCCAAAAAAAGAUAAGAGAGAGUCAAAGAAUUUCAAGGAGACAGAUAAUGAUUUCAUAUGUGCAAAGAAGGAUUCUAAGGAUUCACAGAACAAUUCUGAUGCCAAAUCACAGACUUGUUCAAAAAAUAGUUCAAAUAUGGAUUACAUACUCUAUUUCGAGGAGUCUGGUGCUGAAUCCAUGAAACUUGAUAUGUGGUUAAAGAAUUACUCUCAGAAUAAUUCAAAGAAGCCUUCGAAGAAGGACACAAAAAAGGAUGCAAAGAACUCUGAUGCUGAAUCUGUAGACUCAAAAGAUGCAAAGAAAGAUGUAAAGAAAGACAAGAAAGGUACGAAGAAAGACAAGAAGAAGGAUUCAAAGAAAGACACAGAGUCUACUGAUGCAGAAUCUGUAGACUCAAAGGAUGCAGAGAAAGAGCCAAAGAAGGCUAAAAAAGACUCAAAGAAAAGUGACAAGAAAAGGGAUGCAAAAAAAGACACGGAGACUACUGAUGCAGAAUCAGCUGACUCAAAGGAUGCAAAGAAAGAGUCAAAGAAGGCUAAGAAAGAUUCAAAGAAAAAUGACAAGAAAAAGGAUACAAAGAAGGAUGAAGUGUCUACUGAUGCUGAAUCUGAGUCUGAAUUGGAGACAAUGAAUUGGAAGAAAGAUGAAAAGAAGGAUAAGGUAGAUUCAAAAAAAGAUGAGAAGAAAAAGGAUGCCAAGAAGGAUGAAGUGUCCACUGAUGCUGAUUCUGAAUCUGAAUGGAAUUCAGAAAAGGGUAAACAAGAUGAAAAAAAGGAUAAGAGAAUUUCAAAAAAAAACAAAAAUAAAUCUGCAAUGAAAUCUGAAGAGUCUACUGAAACUGAAUCGGAUUGGGAGUCAAAGGAUAAGUAUGAAUCAAAGAAAAUUAAGAAAGAUUCAAAGAAAGAUGCCAAGAAACAAGAGUCUACUGAUGCAGAAUAUGAUGAAUAUUCCAAGAGAGACUCAAAGAAGCCUGAGACAUUCAAAAGUUCAGAUGCUGAAUCUGAAGAGUCACUAUAUAAACUUGAGGCUAAAAAGAAAGGAGUUGAUGAAUCUGAUGCCACAUCUGCAGAUUCAAAGAAGGAAACACUGGAACUAAAGAGAGAAUUCAAAAUGUCAUCCAAAAAGACUACAUUCAAAGAAAAGGGGAAAAAAACAGGUACAGGUAGAGUCCCCCCAUUAAGAGAAAAACCACCACUACCUCCUUGUGAGCCUUUACUACCAUCACCCAAGAUCAAACGUCUCUGUCGGUGCAAGAUGCCUCCUGAGCCUCUAAAACCAAGAUAUGCUCCUUUGUACCAAUUAUUUGAAUUUGCUAUUGUUUUCAUUGUCAAAGGAGACAUAUCUAGAAAAAAUGUUUCUAUGACUGAAGUCAAGGAGAUUACGCCUUAUAUGUUCUUCCAGGAAAUUUAUAGAUUCAGGUUUCACAUUUAA
Nyctereutes procyonoides (raccoon dog) is the source of this 1995-nucleotide messenger RNA. RefSeq names its product cylicin 1 (gene CYLC1). Lineage: Eukaryota; Metazoa; Chordata; Mammalia; Carnivora; Canidae. Gene Ontology annotation, molecular function: structural constituent of cytoskeleton. The record is from RefSeq and is a predicted model, not a curated record. The annotation marks the transcript as partial. Gene Ontology annotation, cellular component: nucleus; acrosomal matrix. The transcript is spliced from 5 exons.